Molecule: messenger RNA, 906 nt
Organism: Alternaria metachromatica
Lineage: Eukaryota; Fungi; Ascomycota; Dothideomycetes; Pleosporales; Pleosporaceae
Exons: 3
Coding region: 1-906 (301 amino acids)
Source: RefSeq, a predicted model, not a curated record
AUGGCUCGCAAGGGCGCAUCAGAGGCGGCGCCCAAAGCGAAGAAGCCGAGAAAGUCGGACGAUGUCACGCCCGUCGAAGCCAAGCCAACGCGGAAAUCUGCGCGCAAGCAAGCCGCCGACUUCAUGGACAUUGAAGAGGAAGCUGCGCCCGUCGCCGUUGCCGAGCCUGUCAAGCCGAAGAAGGGCAAGAAGAGCAAGGCCGCUGCCGACGUCGAUGCCGAGAUGGCCGAGCCCGUCGCGGAGGUAGUCGAGGUUGCUGAAGUACAAGAGAAGCCUAAGAAGCAGGCGAAGAAGGGCAAGGCCGCUGCCAAGGUCGAUACUGAGGCCGCUGAGCCUGUCGCUUCCGUUGUAGAGGUCACUGAAGUGCAAGAAAAGCCCAAGAAGGGCGGCAAGAAGGGCAAGACUGUAGUCGCAGAGGAGACCGUCGUAGCAGAGGCCCCUAAGGAGAAGGCCAAGAAGUCUAAGAAGGGAAAGGCUGCAGAGGCUGAACCCGUUGAGGACGCCGUCGCUGUAGUAGAGAAGACCACCACAGUCGCAAAGCCAAAGAAGGCAAAGGGAGGAAAGAAGCAGGAGGCGACCGAACCCGAGGUCGAGGUCACCGAGGUCACAGCGGUGGAAGACGACGCAGACGAUGUUGCCGAAGAUGACCAGACGGCGGCUCUCCUCGCUGGCUUCAGCGACUCCGACUCAGACGACGCCGAUGAGGACGUCAACUUUGACGAAGAAGCAAAGGUUCCCAAGCUCAGCGCCAAGCAGCGGAAAGCGAUCAAGCAGGCGGAGGCGGCACCCAAGUCCAACCAGCCCGGUGUCCUCUACGUUGGGUAUGUGGACCAGUCCAUUAUAUACUACAUAUUGCUAACAAUGCGUUUAGUCGUGUGCCCCGCGGUUUCUUCGAGCCCCAGAUGA